Aedes albopictus (Asian tiger mosquito) is the source of this 1849-nucleotide messenger RNA. RefSeq names its product CIMIP2 protein GA14893. The record is from RefSeq and is a predicted model, not a curated record. NCBI's taxonomy places the organism in Eukaryota, Metazoa, Arthropoda, Insecta, Diptera, Culicidae. The transcript has 7 exons. The coding region runs from base 779 to 1744 and encodes 321 amino acids.
GCGGCCUUUCACGUUGGGUUUUGGGUUGUUCGGGCGGAAUGGUUUCACUCGGGACUACGGCUAGCGAUUGCUUGGACUCCAAAUGCAACAAGUAUGGUGAUGUUCUAGGCAAUAUAAAACUCUCUAGAGUUCUGAUCUUGAGCUGAACAUGCCGACAUCCAAACAGCACUAAUCCAAAAGAGAAUUGAAACUGUGCAAUCGAACUUUGACUGCCGGCGCCCGGUGGUAAGGGCAAACUUGUAGGCGGUUUGUUUUUUAUCUGCCAAUCACGCCAAGGACGUUGGAUGGCGGCGCGGCGCGGUCCUGUAUAUGGUGCCGGAUAACGAAUAAGGAGCAGCUGCAGCAGAGUUUCCGCGUCCUUUCUGUGCACGAAACGACGACGCGACGCCGGCAACGGCGGCAACCGACAACAAUAAAGGAAAAAGUCCUUGAAUGGGCGGAAGCGAUCGAGAGUGUACUUGAAAUUCGAAAAAAGCCAGCCAGCGCCGCGGUGCUCGAAAGCUUUUCACAUCAUCUCUGGUGGGGAAGUUUUUUUAUGUUCCGUGGUUUUUUUUUAUGUCUGUCUGUGAGUUUUGGCGCGCAAGUGAAACGUGAACGUGAAGUGGUGUACCAUUCACGAAACCAUCACAGUCGGCGAUGGACUUGUCGUUGACGUUAGUUUUAGUUCUUUGCCGUUCUCACAUUUAGGAUCCGUACAUCCGUAUCAGAAGCGUCGUGUUCAAAAUUUUUGGUGAUAAAUUCGCGUUUAGGAGCCAGCUACUGUAAGGAUUCAACGAAAAUGAAGAUCCCACCGUUAAAUGUGGGGAAUAUUAUCACCCCGGAGCCACAUUACAUUCCUGGUUACACUGGCUACUGCCCGCAGUACAUGUACCGAAUCGGAAAUACAUACUCAUCGCUUUCACAUAAGCUGCUGAUUGAUCCAACGGUUGCACACGCAGAGAAACUUAUUCUGGCUGAUCGGUCCACCGAUGAGUAUCAGGUAAAUCGGCCAACCAUCAAAGAGAUAGAUCCCACCGGAGUGAUUGUGCCCCGGCACGAGGAUGAGGACAUGCGAGACACCAUCUAUCGCAAACCGUUGAUGCCCGGCUACGAGGGAUACAUACCACGAACCCAGGGCAAGUACGGGCGGCGUUAUGCCGUCGUGACGAGCGAAGGAUUGAGCGAGUUCGAACGGGACUGCCUCCGGAACCGGGCCCAAAUGAAGAAGCUGCGACACCGGACGGCACAGCCCAUUUCGACUAUUUCCGAGUACAGUUUAGGCGACAGGAUGAAGUUUCAUAAACGGGAUUAUCAUUUCCCAUUGGAAGCCACGCGACCAGACGCAGCCGGUGUCGGUAAAGAAGUGCCGUUUGAAAAUCUGCCACAGCUACCCGCACUACCUUAUUCGAAUCACACACCUCCACAUUUCAUGGAUAAUACCGACGAAGAGAAACAUUUCAAAUUAGGAUACACCGGUCACAAACCGUUCCUGUGGCCACGGUUCGGCGAAGCGAACGUGUCGCUGACCAAGAAGGCACUGUGCGAUUUUACCAACAGUUACCACACCGAGUGGGUUCCGAUAUCGCCGGCCGGGUCUGGAACCUGCCAGCCGAGUGCCGCCAUGAACGAGAUCUACAUGAAGAAUAUUGGCCUGGUGCCGAGCUACAAGGGCCACGUGCCGGGGGCGAUGUUCAGGUUCGGUACAACAUUUGGCAACGACAGUAAAAAUGCCAAACGGUGCCUGAAGAAAUGCUAUGAAGAUUGAAUCAACAGUGUUUAAAAUAAAUGUUGCCUAGUAAGUACCUAUCAAUUCAAUGAUUUCGGAUAAAAGAAAUUCCCAUAUUUCGUGAAUAAAUUGAUAUGAAUAUAA